UGCGCAUGCGCUGAAGACCGCCCCGGGACGUUCAGAGCCUGACAGUUGCUAGGGUGACAGAGACACAACAUGGCGGCCGGAUCCUAACGCUUUCCAUCGAGGGACCACCGCGGAGGUCCUAGUGCUGGACACCGCCUCAGGGAAGGCAGGGGGCCGCCCUUCCUGCCUCUUUCUUUUCCGUCCAGUGUCCGCAAGAGAUUGUUGCAGGCUUCCGCAUCCAACAUGAAGAACUAUAAAACAAUUGGCAAAAUAGGAGAGGGAACAUUUUCUGAAGUUAUGAAGAUGCAGAGCCUGAGAGAUGGAAAGUACUAUGCUUGUAAACAAAUGAAACAGCACUUUGAAAGUAUUGAGCAAGUGAACAAUCUACGAGAGAUACAAGCACUGAGGCGCCUGCACCCACACCCAAACAUUCUUACGCUGCAUGAAGUGGUUUUUGACAGAAAAUCUGGUUCUCUUGCACUAAUAUGUGAACUUAUGGAUAUGAAUAUCUAUGAGCUAAUACGAGGGAGAAGACACCCAUUAUCAGAAAAAAAAAUUAUGUACUAUAUGUACCAGUUAUGCAAAUCCCUUGAUCAUAUGCACAGAAAUGGAAUAUUUCACAGAGAUGUAAAACCAGAAAAUAUACUAAUAAAGCAGGAUGUCCUGAAAUUAGGGGACUUUGGGUCCUGCCGGAGUGUCUAUUCCAAGCAGCCAUAUACUGAAUACAUCUCUACACGCUGGUACAGGGCCCCAGAGUGUCUCCUCACUGAUGGGUUCUACACAUACAAGAUGGACCUAUGGAGCGCUGGCUGUGUGUUCUAUGAGAUUGCCAGCCUGCGACCCCUCUUCCCUGGCGCCAAUGAACUGGACCAAAUCUCAAAAAUCCAUGAUGUCAUCGGCACACCUGCUCAGAAGACCCUCACCAAGUUCAAACAGGAUCAGGAAUACCUCUACCGACAACCAAUUUGUCCCCGCAAUGCCUCUCCCUCCUGCAUGCAAUGGUGGCCUAUGAUCCUGAUGAGAGAAUCACUGCCCAUCAGGCCCUGCAGCAUCCCUACUUCAAAGAACAGAGAAACAGUCCCUAAAGCAAGAGGAGGACCAUCCCAAGAGACAAGAACCGGCCUACAUAAUGGAACUGCCCAAACUAAAGCUUUCAGGAGUGUCCAAACUGUCAUCUUACUCCAGCCCCACACUGCAGUCAGUGUUUGGAUCUGGAAUAAAUGGAAAAGUCCCGGUGUUGAGGCCCUUGAAGUGUGUUGGUACAAACAAGAAGACAGAUCCACAGAAGGACAUGAAACCUGCCCUGAAACAGUAUCGCUUGCCCACCAUAGAGAGGAAAGGUGGAGGGUACUGAGCAGCUUGCACCGCCGCAGCUCCGUGGAGGGGAAAGCCAGGUGUGACCAGGGCCAGCCUGGGCAACCAGGGCUCAGGGAGAGUGCUGCUCUUCGGACUGGCCCACACUACUUGGGCCGGAGCUGCUCCGAGGCCCGCACGUGUUUGCAGCCCCAAGAGCAGCUAUACCUUGUGUUCCAGUCCAAUACAUUUGUAAAACCACCUCAUUCCAGGGUUUUCAUUUCCGUAACAUAAGAAUUCUGGGCAGGGACUAUUUUGUAACUUUUUAUAUGAAUUAAAAUGAAUACACUAGGAUACAUGUGUGUUAGGCUGUAGUUGAAGGUGGUCUCUGUGUAUUCUGCCUUCCCUAUACAUAACCAAUAGUAUGAGGUGUGUGCGUCACAUCUUACAGAUAAUGCUAUCGGAGACUCCUGAUUUUUAUUAAAGAAUAAGCUAUCAUUAUAAUAUUUCAUUUAACAUUCUUUGAGUUAAACAUGUGUCCUUAUUAUCCAUUCCUUUAUCUUAGCUUUUGUGGGCAUAUUAGAGCAAUUGCUUUGGUUGGGAAUACUUUGGCAUGGCUUAAUUUUAUUUCAUUUGAAAAACCACCAAGGGAAAUGCACAGGCCUAUUCUUAGAGUCCUCAUGCCACCCAGUGACCUUAGCUGAACAAGGUGGUGCUGCAGCAUGGUGGUAGACCUGAGGUGUCUAUUCUGAGCACCAGGCUUUGAGGUACCACAUCAUUUUACUCCUGGGUGUCUAAGACACUGCCUCCUGCCUGCCAACGGUGCUGUACUAAGUUGGGCACCUGAUGUCCUACAAAAAGAAACCCUUUCCCCUUGGGGGUGGGAUGGGAACACUGCAGAGAAACGGGCACUAGCCAGGAUGCAGGGCAGACAAGAAAAAUCCCAUUAAACCCCUUUUUGUCCUAGACUGUGACCUAAUAAUUGAAUGUUACUUUUUUCUCAUCUUUUUAUACUUACAUUAAAAAAAAAAGCUAAAUUUCCCAGGUUAAUGUUGAAUCUCCUUAUUACCUGUUGAGACAAACAAAUCUGUGACAUCCUUCUUUCCAGGUGCUCUCCAGGGGUCCCACCUCCAGGCUACCUGCAGGUGGUGAAGCAUAGCCAGGAGCAAUAAGACAGCUGAGCUGUAGGAGGUGGACACAGGGCUACAUGGAGGGGUAUGCUGAGGGGGAGGAAAAAGGGGCAGCUAACUCAGGGGUGCUGGUCCCUGGUCUGGGCCCCAUGGGGGCAAAGGAGACAAAGGACAGAUUCAAGACCAGAAAUGAGGCUUACAGUGACAUGCUGGAGUGAGUGCUCCUUGGGAGGGGUUGGAACAAGUUUCCUUUUAAAUCCAUUUGGGGGCUUGGCACCUGUAGCUCAAGCGACUAGUGCGUCAGCCACAUACA
This is a messenger RNA of Nycticebus coucang (slow loris), 2715 nucleotides long. It is a transcript of the gene MOK, whose product is annotated as MOK protein kinase. Gene Ontology annotation, biological process: intracellular signal transduction; protein phosphorylation. Lineage: Eukaryota; Metazoa; Chordata; Mammalia; Primates; Lorisidae. Bases 223 to 1566 code for a protein of 447 amino acids. Gene Ontology annotation, molecular function: protein serine/threonine kinase activity; ATP binding. The record is from RefSeq and is a predicted model, not a curated record. The transcript has 11 exons. Gene Ontology annotation, cellular component: cytoplasm; nucleus.